Serpula lacrymans var. lacrymans S7.9 is the source of this 399-nucleotide messenger RNA. RefSeq lists its product as uncharacterized. The transcript is spliced from 2 exons. Lineage: Eukaryota; Fungi; Basidiomycota; Agaricomycetes; Boletales; Serpulaceae. The record is from RefSeq and is a predicted model, not a curated record. The coding region runs from base 1 to 399 and encodes 132 amino acids.
AUGUUGUCGCAACCUCAAAUGGAUGUCAAUGCUCUGUUGCACAACAUGCGUGCACAGAUCUUGACAUUGACCACUCAACUCGCCAAGCUGCAGGCAAAUCCUCCUGCGGCAACCCCCUCGGUCGAGAAGAAACUCAAUAAGAAAGUCGAAGUCGUUGUUGACCCUGGCGCCUUUGAGGGAGACAGAGUGCCAUUUGCCAAAUGGUGGAUCAAACUCCAAAUAUGGGUUAAGGCAAAUUGGGACGCAUUUGCCGACAAUUUUGAGAUUGCAUUAGAAUCCGAAAAACCGGACAAUCGGCUCCAGACUCUGGCCGGUCGAUCCUACAACAAAAUCCGGGCCUUCUUCUACGAUCAGCAGGCUGCUGAAAUGAAGGCUCAGGGAAAAGAGUUCGGAGCUUAG